AUGAAAGCAGAGGAUCCUAGUGCUAAGUAUGGCUGGAGAGCCGAGUAUAACCAUCACUACGAAGGGCUGUCACCUUUCGAGUACAAACCCCUAGAGGAUGAUCGCAAUAUACGCCUAUUACAAUUCCACAAGCAUGCAGCAUUAUCAGAGUUACAAGCAAAGUUAGGCAAGUCAACCACCGACCAUCUCAUCGGACCAAAUACGACUCGGGUGAGGAUUCGCCGGAAUCCAGACCCAGAUGACCUUACUUUCUGGCCGUUAGCAGUCACAUUAGUCGAGGUACCUCUGGACAAGUUGCCCCCGUUUCAAAGUAUAUCGUAUGUAUGCGGGCCCCAAGAGCAACGCGCAAUCAUCUGCAACGGUCGACUGUUGUUCAUUAACCGGAACUGCGCUCUCGCACUCUACCAUCUAUCCUGCGACCUGCAGGACUCAGAGAACGACUACAUCUGGGUGGACCAAAUUUGUAUCCACCAGGAUGAUGCGGCGGAGAAGGGCCAGCAAGUUGCGCUUAUGGCAGAGCACUAUUCUUGCUCGACCAGGACGGCCGCCUGGAUAGGGGAAAGCGACGAAGAAUUGGAAGAGUUGUUCGAGACACACAACAAGCCAACCACUGCGAUGCUCAUCGGUCAUGGAAAUGGGCUACCCUUUCAACGCGAAGGCAUCGCGAAACUGUUCUCGAACCCGUGGUUCCGUCGCGGCUGGAUCGUCCAAGAAGCGGGACUAUCGCGUGAGCUGGAGCUUUUCUGCGGAAGCUAUGUGGUUUCGUGGAGUACAUUACUGGACUUUUACCGAGAGAGCCUAGUCUGGCCUCGAUGGUCGCUGCCCGACCGGGAGACGAUAUAUCGCUUCAACCAGUUACGGCGAACGAUCAUCCAUUCAGAAACCCGCAGCCUCAACAUCAGACAAGCCCUGGAAUUCACUCAACACACGUCAGUGACCGACCAGAGAGACCGUCUGUAUGCGUUGUUUGGCGUCUGCAAGCCGAUCAGAGAACUGGCGGGAUUUCCAGACUAUACCAUCACAUCCGAGGAAUUGUACCUAAAGUUCGCCUUUGCGGUAAUCAAGCAGUACGUUCCCAGCUCUCCUUUCCUCUGGCAGAUGAUUACGAUCUAUGGCAAUGGCCCAGACGAUACGGAGCGCUUGCCAUCAUGGGCACCGGACUUCUCCCACGGCAAAUCUAGAUGCUUGAUCCAUCCUCUGAGCAGGAUGUCCGAUUUCGAAACGUCGUCGCGCUUGACGCCUUCUGCUCUUCUAACCCAGCAAUUUGAUGAAGAGUCACGUACUUUGACAUGCCAAUGCGUGGAUAUCGGCACCCUGGGACAUGUGCUGUGGGAUCGCCCAAACGAUCUUCACCAUACCCUCAUCGAGGACCCACAUGCAGUCCAGCGCAUCCUCGACGCCAAUGCAAUCCACGAGUAUAACAUGUCCGGCCAAGGCCGUCCCGUCCGGGUUAACCCAGCUCGCCCGACUGACCUGCUGUACCGGCUCGUCGAAGACGAUUACUUCGACAGUGCGAAGAAACUCCCAUUCCACAAUGCAGCCGAGUGGCAGGACAUGAAAGUAUUCGUCACCGCCCGUGAUGAUUGGCUGGCGGUGGCUCCCGCGUGUGCCCACGAAGGCGACAAAGUCGUUCUGUUCGAAGGGAACAUCCCGACUGGCCAAUUGUCGGUCCUGCACGGAAACGGGGACGGGUUGUGGAAGUAUGCUGGUACCUGCUUCCUCCUGGGCUGGAAGCCGCACGGUAGCAGGAAGAUUGUGGAUGAGUUGGGAACAUGUGAGGUUUCUUUGCGGUGA
Molecule: messenger RNA, 1794 nt
Organism: Cladophialophora psammophila CBS 110553
Lineage: Eukaryota; Fungi; Ascomycota; Eurotiomycetes; Chaetothyriales; Herpotrichiellaceae
Exons: 1
Coding region: 1-1794 (597 amino acids)
Source: RefSeq, a predicted model, not a curated record